UGUCAAUGGCCCUGUAGUCUUCUGGAACCUGUCAUGUGUCCCAGAAGACUACGGGGAGGGAGUGGGGAGGACAAAUUCUGCUUCCGAUCACCUUAAGCACGGGGUGUCAAACAGAUGGCUCUCCAGCUGUUGCGAAACUACAAGUCUCAUCCUGCCUCUACCUUUGUGAGUCAUGCUUGUAACUGUCAAUCUUGCAAUGCCUCAUGGGACUUGUAGUUUGGCAACAGCUGGAGGGCCACCAGUUUGUCACCUGUGCCUUAGGCGAUCGCACCGGAAGUGGGGCCCUCCAGCUGUUGCGAAACUACAAGUCCCAUCAUGCCUCUGCCUUUGGGAGUCAUGCUUGUAACUGUCAGGCUUUGAAUGCCUCAUGGGAUUUGUAGUUUGGCAAUAUCUGCAGGGCCGCCAGUUUAACAGCCCUGCCCUAG
Molecule: messenger RNA, 425 nt
Organism: Staurois parvus
Lineage: Eukaryota; Metazoa; Chordata; Amphibia; Anura; Ranidae
Source: the annotation of a GenBank genome assembly